CCCUAGAAGCUCUGGACCGCGCACCCGCUGCUGGAUCUUGUCCCUCUCACACACCCGGCUCCGGCACUCCACCCCUGAGAGUCCAGGCUCCACAACUGCCCCUCAAGGUCCCACCCUUCCCGCCGUAGCUCCACCCCUCACCCUCAAGGCCCCGCCCCGCCCUCGCGGGUUCCCCUCUCCGUAUGCCCUGGCCCCACCCCCGAGCCCUUGGGAGUACAUGGGCGGAGUUACCGCGCUGGAGAAGGCGUGGCCGUGGUGCCGGAGGAGGCGCGCGCCGCGGGGGUGGCGCGGCCCGGACUUUGGCUUUGACACGCACGGCGAGCGGGAGCCGUGGAGCUGGUGCUGAGUACUGGACGCGAUUCUGGCCGAUCCCGACGUCUGAGUGGAGCGCAGGACUUUUUCCCUGGAUUAAUGCGACUGCGGCGACGCUGCGAGUCCUGGUGCAGUCGCUAGCCCUGGUGCAGUCGCGGCUCUCAGAUUUAGCCGCCGCUGUCGCCUCAGAGCAGCUCUGGAGCUCCCGCCCGCUUCAGGAAAGCGACUCUGAGAGUUUCUCCAGCAGAAAGAACCGGGACGCGGGACCCGCGGCGCCGUGCAAGGGAUCCUGGGGCCCGGUCCUUGCCUGGUAACCGCACAGGCACCCGAGCUGAAGGUGACCAAAUGAAAGGUUCUUUUGGACAUACUGGCCAUGGAGAGUUAGCGUUGCCUGAGAACCGGUUCUCUGCCUGAAUCCAGCACCUUCCCUUCUGUGCCUCUAUGGUCUAUUGAGUUGAAUCCCUACCCAGAGAGUUCUUCUUGUAUAGUGAGGCCUUUCUGGGGCCGUGAUUCUGCCCAGCCAUGGGGAGCACCCUGGGCUGCCACCGCUCCAUCCCCAGGGACCCCUCAGACCUGUCCCACAGCCGAAAAUUCAGUGCAGCCUGCAACUUCAGCAACAUUCUAGUGAAUCAGGAGCGCCUCAACAUCAACACAGCCACAGAGGAGGAACUGAUGACCUUGCCCGGGGUAACACGUGCAGUGGCACGCAGCAUCGUGGAGUACCGAGAAUACAUCGGUGGCUUCAAGAAGGUAGAGGACCUGGCACUUGUCAGUGGUGUGGGCGCCACCAAACUGGAGCAGGUCAAGUUUGAGAUCUGUGUGAGCAGCAAAGGAAGCUCAGCACAGCACUCUCCCAGCUCCCUGCGGCGGGACCUGCUGGCAGAGCAGCAACCUCACCACCUGGCCACCUCUGUGCCUCUCACCCCGCGUGUCAACAUCAAUACAGCCACGCCGGCCCAGCUCAUGAGCGUGCGAGGUCUCACAGAGAAGAUGGCAGUGAGCAUUGUAGACUAUCGCCGUGAGCACGGGCCCUUCCGCAGCGUUGAGGACUUGGUGAGGAUGGGCGGUAUCAACGCGGCAUUCUUGGACCGGAUCAGGCACCAAGUGUUUGCCGAGAGAUCCAGACCUCCAUCCACUCAUACCAAUGGGGGCUUGACUUUCACAGCCAAGCCGCACCCAAGUCCCACCUCCCUCAGUCUGCAGAGUGAAGAUCUGGACCUGCCGCCAGGGGGGCCCACACAGAUUAUCUCCACUAGGCCUUCUGUGGAGGCCUUUGGAGGCACGAGGGAUGGGAGACCUGUGCUAAGGCUAGCUACCUGGAACUUGCAUGGCUGCUCAGUGGAGAAGGCCAACAACCCUGGAGUUCGAGAGGUGGUGUGCAUGACACUCCUGGAAAACAGCAUCAAGCUUCUAGCUGUGCAAGAACUACUUGACAGAGAGGCCCUGGAAAAGUUCUGUGCGGAGCUAAACCAGCCGAUCCUGCCCAACAUCCGCAAAUGGAAGGGGACCCGAGGGUCCUGGAAGGCCAUGGUUGCUGAGACACCCUGCACUCAACUCCAAAAGGGGCCUGGGUUCUCAGGAUUCCUGUGGGACACAGCGGCUGGGGUGGAGCUAAGGGAUGCUGCCUGGCAGGAGAGCUCGCCCAGCAAUGGGCACGGAAAGCCCACAGGUCCCAGCCCAUACCUCGCCCGGUUCAAGGUAGGAGGUAACGACUUGACCCUUGUGAACCUUCAUUUGGCAACCCUGGCCCUCCCAGGGGCUGAUAAUCCAAGCAAGAAUCACAGUGAUGGCCACCGCCUGGCUGGCUUUGCCCAGACCCUGCAAGAAACCCUGAAAGGGGAAAAAGACUUGAUUGUUUUAGGGGAUUUUGGCCAGGGGCCAGACAGCAGUGACUAUGACAUCCUGAGGAAAGAAAAAUUCCACAACCUGGUCCCCGCACACACCUUCACCAACAUCAGCACCAAAAACCCUCAAGGUUCAAAGUCUUUGGACAACAUCUGGAUCAGUAAAAGCUUGAAGAAGGUUUUCACAGGUCACUGGGCUGUGGUGCGAGAAGGCCUCACGAACCCUUGGAUUCCAGACAACUGGUCCUGGGGUGGAGUGGCAUCUGAGCACUGCCCCGUGUUAGCUGAACUAUACACUGAGAAGGACUGGAACAAGAAAGAGGGACCAAGGAACGGCAGCAGUGUCACGCUGGAGCGGAGUGAGGCCAACAUUAAGCAUGAGCGAUGAUGGCAACAAAUGGGGUUCCCACCCUCUGACCCCAGAGGGCACAGGCGAGGAGUCUGCCCUUGGGGGGAAAA
Messenger RNA from Condylura cristata (star-nosed mole), 2615 nucleotides. It is a transcript of the gene EEPD1, whose product is annotated as endonuclease/exonuclease/phosphatase family domain containing 1. Lineage: Eukaryota; Metazoa; Chordata; Mammalia; Eulipotyphla; Talpidae. Gene Ontology annotation, cellular component: plasma membrane. Gene Ontology annotation, biological process: DNA repair. Bases 835 to 2544 code for a protein of 569 amino acids. The transcript is spliced from 8 exons. The record is from RefSeq and is a predicted model, not a curated record. Gene Ontology annotation, molecular function: catalytic activity; DNA binding.